AUGGUUGUUAUUGUUGUAUCACUGUUUCUGCCAUUCCAGCCACAAUUUGAGAUCGAUGCAUCCGAAGGCGACGCAGCGGCUUUGAUCGAGUCGCAGCCCGUUAAGCUACCUUCGAAUAGCUAUGCAGGCCCUGAAAGUGGUGAUUCACUGCGCAAGAAUAGGGCAAACUCGGUACACUCGAAUUCUCCCUUUCUUGGAUCCGAUCUGGGCGACUCUGAGCAUGCGAACCCUGGUGUGUCGCGCGAAGCGGACGGAACACCAGCCAAAGGGCCUGUGACUGAUAUUUCUUCAGAAAAGUUUAUGGAAAACUUGACAGCCAAUGCUCACAACACAGGAGCAACUGGUACGCCUGUGAACCCAAUUCACAAUCACGCGAACACGUCAGUUGAAGAGUUUUUCUCGUCUCACUCCAGCGCUGCGCCUUUGGCUAACCUCAACCAGAGCGGAGCCUCGAGCAAAAACUAUUCCGCGACGUCAACACCGGGUACCGAAGCCAUCUUUAGUCCAGUCCCCACACACGACCCCACAGCAAACCUUCUGAGAAAUGUCAACAAAUCACUAUACCAGAAUGUUGUGAGUGGUGGUGCCAGCCCUGUGCUACCAGCGGCCUUCGAGGGAAAUACCCCGCCUCAGGCCUCACAACCUUCCGGUACUGUCAUCACGCCAAAAUCUAGAGAGCUUCCGGACUUGAAUUCAAGCGUCGUUGACCUCCCUAAGGCUAAGCAACAACAAUACUCACUGCCGGCAAUGCGGAGAGUGCACAGGAAGUCUUCAAACGCGUCACCUCCUCCUGUAGAAGCAAAGGAGUUUAAGGCACAACCUCAUUUGGCUAAGCACGCGUUAGUGCCGUCUGCCUUGAAAAAUGAGGUCAUUGAGGAGAGCGAUAGCGACAAUUUCCUUUCGGACAACGAAGGCGACGAAAGGUCAAGAGUUCCUCAAUUUGGCGGAUAUUCCAACACUGCUAGAACAAGAAGCGCCUUGCUUCGGGGCUCGAAGAACAUCUUUGGUAGAGUCCCUUGGAAGAUUGUUGCCUCCGGAAAGGGUAACGGUGGCCUGAAGAAUGCUAUUACUACUGCUGCUGCGGAAAAGACAAUCCCAGAGCCAGUCAAGUGGAUUGGUACCAUGGGCAUUCCAACCGAUUCAGUUCCAGGUAACGUUUUGAAGGAUGUUUCCAAUGAGCUGUCAUCGAAUUACAACUCCGUUGCAAUUAUUUCCGAUGACAUAACAUUUAAGGGGGCCUACAAAAACUUCUGUAAGCAGAUCUUGUGGCCCACUUUACACUAUCAAAUUCCUGAUAAUCCUAAGUCCAAGGCAUUUGAGGACCAUUCGUGGAACUACUAUCAGGAUUUGAACCAGUCCUUUGCUGACAAAAUCGUCGAAACCUAUAACGAUGGAGAUAUUAUCUGGAUUCAUGACUACCAUCUGAUGCUGGUACCGGGUAUGGUUAGGCAAAAGAUUCCAGACGCUAAGAUAGGAUUUUUCUUGCACGUAUCAUUUCCAAGUAGUGAGGUUUUCAGAUGCUUUGCUCAAAGAGAAAGCAUCUUGAAUGGAAUUGUUGGCGCAAAUUACGUGGGAUUUCAAACCGAAGAGUACGCGCGUCACUUCCUGCAGACUGCAAACAGAUUGUUGAUGACCGACGUUGAUACUAAAACCCUCAAAUACAGAGGGCGUGUUAUAGAAGUCGGGAGUGCGCCAAUCGGGAUUGACGCUUUUAUCUUGGAGUCAGAAUUAAGAAGUGAGCAGGUUCAGAAUUGGCGGCAACUAAUUCGUGGCAGAUGGGCCGGAAAAAAGCUCAUUAUUGGGCGCGAUCAGUUCGAUCGGAUCAGGGGGCUGAGAAAGAAGCUACUUGCUUACGAGCGCUUUUUGCGCGCAAACCCUGACUACGUUUCUCGCGUUGUCUUGAUUCAAAUUUGCUUGGGAUCAGAUAAAGAUCCGGAUUUGGAGCGGGAAAUCAUGAUAGUAGUUGACAGGAUAAACGCGUUAUCGCCAGAUAUUAGUGUCUCGCAACCUGUUGUCUUCCUCCAUCAAGACCUUGAAUUUGCGCAAUAUCUGGCUUUGAAUUGCGAAGCCGACAUGUUCUUGAUUACAACCAUGAGAGAAGGAAUGAAUUUAACUUGCCAUGAAUUUAUUGUAUGCUCGAGAGAGAAAAAUGCUCCUCUUUUGCUUUCAGAAUUUACUGGUAGUGCAUCUACCAUGAAAGACGGAGCCUUCCUCAUCAAUCCAUGGGACACAAAACAAAUUGCUCAAGAUAUAAAAACGGCACUGGAUUUGUCACCAGAGGAAAAGAGGCGUCGCUGGAAAGAGCUCUAUAAGAGCAUUAUGAGAAAUGAUUCAGAUUUUUGGAUUAAACAUUCACUUUCAGAGAUCAACACUUCCUGGGACUUUAACCAGGAAAGGUCAACGGUAUUCAACUUGUCCCUGGAUAGUUUGCUGUCUUCUUACAAAUCUUCCAAGAAGCGUGUCUUUAUUCUAAAACUGUCUGAACCACCUACCGCCAGAAUCAUCUCAAUUCUCUCAGACCUGAGUGCUACUAACAUUGUUUAUGCAUUCAGUUCAUUUUCAAGAAACAUGAUGGAAAGACUAUACACGCGUACUCCUAACGUUGGCCUUGUCGCUGAGAAUGGUGCGUUUGUUAGGCUAAACGGCCAUUGGUUCAACAUAGUCGAAGACAACUCGUGGAAAGACGACGUUAUUAAAGUUAUCGAGGAUAAGGUUGAGAGGCUUCCUGGCUCCUACUACAAGGCUGGUGAAUCCCUUGUCAGAUUCCACGCGGAAAAUGCAGAAGAUCAGGAUCGCGUUAGCGGAGUGGUUGGUGAAGCUAUCACUCAUAUUAACACGCUCUUCGGCGACAGAGGUAUUCACGCUUAUUUGCACAAGAACAUUGUGUUUGUUCAACAGGUUGGCCUUGCAUUGAAAGCAGUCCAAUUUUUGAUGGGCUAUUUCAAUUCCAUCAGCUCUACCACAAACACCACGCCUCAGCACUCGGUUGAGAACUCUCCUCUUUUGAGUCCUAUGAUGUCUCAGGGCAUGGCGAAUGAUGUUACAUCGCCUGGUGCUCAAAGCUCUGGCAGCUCGUACUUCAGUCUUGGCAGGAAUGUCACCCAUGUUGACUUUCUAGCCAUCACAGGAUCUUCCUCACCUGUAAUUGAACCAUUGUUCGACUACGUUAACGAUCUGGCGAAAAAGAGAUCUAUUAAAACGGGCUACAGUGUAGUCUACGGUAUUUCCUCGCUCUCCACCUAUGCCAAGGAUCACGUAGAGGGUCUCAACGAGCUGUUUAGUAUGCUUGAGAAACUAAUUGAGUCGCACCAAAACUGA
Messenger RNA from Lachancea thermotolerans CBS 6340, 3318 nucleotides. RefSeq names its product trehalose 6-phosphate synthase/phosphatase complex subunit (gene TPS3). Gene Ontology annotation, biological process: trehalose biosynthetic process. The coding region runs from base 1 to 3318 and encodes 1105 amino acids. Lineage: Eukaryota; Fungi; Ascomycota; Saccharomycetes; Saccharomycetales; Saccharomycetaceae. Gene Ontology annotation, cellular component: cytosol; alpha,alpha-trehalose-phosphate synthase complex (UDP-forming). The record is from RefSeq and is a predicted model, not a curated record. Gene Ontology annotation, molecular function: catalytic activity. The transcript has a single exon.